AUGACGAGCACUGACCAACCACCAGAACAACAACAUCCAGAACUUGUCACCACCGUUGGGCAUAACUCGGUGGGUUCCGACGUUGCCCUUGACACGCUCCGAGAACUCUACCUUCCACGUACAAUUAGCGACCGAGAGUUGAAUGACCAAGACAACACCAUCAUUUAUAAGAGCACCCAUGCUUACCCUGCUGUUCGACGAUUACGACCUUCUGAACGUAAACGCAUUCUGGUUACUGGGGGAGCAGGCUUUGUUGGGUCACACUUGGUCGACCGGCUGAUGCUCAUGGGCCACGAGGUCAUUGUGCUCGACAACUUUUUCACAGGCACCAAACGUAACGUUCAACACUGGAUUGGCCAUCCUCACUUUGAGCUUGUUCGACAUGACGUGGUGGACCCUUUCAUGAUUGAAGUCUCCCAAAUCUACCACUUGGCGUGUCCUGCUUCUCCUCCGCACUAUCAGUACAAUCCUACAAAGACCGUCAAGACGAGUGUCAUGGGUACUAUCAACAUGCUUGGCCUUGCUAAACGUACCAAAGCACGAUUCCUUCUCACAUCAACAUCAGAGGUAUAUGGUGAUCCAGAAGAACAUCCUCAAAAAGAAACCUAUUGGGGUCACGUCAAUCCUAUUGGUCCACGGGCAUGCUAUGAUGAAGGAAAACGUAUCGCUGAGACUUUAACGUACGCCUACAUGCGCCAAAACGAUGUCGAUGUGCGCGUUGCUCGGAUCUUUAAGCAAGUAUCACUGUUAUCCACUCGUUGCAUAGCAACAUGUCCACGUAUGUCACCUGCAGAUGGCCGUGUCGUGAGCAAUUUUAUCAUGCAAGCUAUCAAAGGCGAGCCGCUGACGCUAUAUGGUGAUGGGCAGCAGACUCGGUCAUUCCAAUACAUUCAUGAUCUCGUGGAUGGAUUAAUUCUGUUGAUGAACAAAAACUACAUGGAACCUGUCAACCUUGGAAAUCCAGAUGAAUACACCAUCAAGGAUUUUGCUGAUAUCAUUCGAGAACAAAUUGUCGAGUCAUCCGCAGCUCAGGAUAACGUGCAAAUCAAGAUCUUACCAGCAGCCAUGGAUGAUCCCAAGAAAAGAAAGCCUGAUAUCACAAGAGCAAAAAAGUUUUUGGGAUGGGAACCAAAGUUUUCAGUGCGUCAAGGAUUGCAAGAAACAGUGGAUUGGUUCAAUUUGCAAGUACAAGAAGGGCUGAUAUGA
Lichtheimia ornata is the source of this 1206-nucleotide messenger RNA. RefSeq lists its product as uncharacterized. Bases 1 to 1206 code for a protein of 401 amino acids. The transcript has 3 exons. Gene Ontology annotation, molecular function: UDP-glucuronate decarboxylase activity; NAD+ binding. The record is from RefSeq and is a predicted model, not a curated record. Gene Ontology annotation, biological process: D-xylose metabolic process. NCBI's taxonomy places the organism in Eukaryota, Fungi, Mucoromycota, Mucoromycetes, Mucorales, Lichtheimiaceae. Gene Ontology annotation, cellular component: cytoplasm.